Messenger RNA from Falco peregrinus (peregrine falcon), 3993 nucleotides. RefSeq names its product phosphatidylinositol glycan anchor biosynthesis class H (gene PIGH). The coding region runs from base 2297 to 2869 and encodes 190 amino acids. Gene Ontology annotation, biological process: GPI anchor biosynthetic process. Gene Ontology annotation, cellular component: glycosylphosphatidylinositol-N-acetylglucosaminyltransferase (GPI-GnT) complex. Lineage: Eukaryota; Metazoa; Chordata; Aves; Falconiformes; Falconidae. The record is from RefSeq and is a predicted model, not a curated record. The transcript is spliced from 4 exons.
CGGUCGCCGCGUCCCGCCAGGGGCCUGGUCCGCCUCGCCUCGCCGCCGGCCCUCUGCAGCACCGGCUCUCCCGGCCCUGCCGAGGGGACGGGCACGAAGCGUUGGGCAGACCCGGGGCAGGGGCACAGCACGCCGGGAGGGUCUCGGGGAAUGCCGCCCCUUCCCUUGGUACAGCCCGCUGGGCCACGGUGGGAAUGAAAUGGUGGAACUGGGAACUGCCCCGCGGGCUGACGGCCGCCUGGCUGGCCCCGCUGAGCUGCCGAGAGCCCCCUGGCAGGAACGCUGCUCCUGGGCGAGCCCCUGCGUCUGAUAACCCUGAUAAAGCAUUACAAAAAGCCACCUCCGGCACCUGCCCGGUGUACCUGAUCUCAGGGUGUCGGCCUGCGAUGAUUCACGAGUUCUGAAAGCAAUCACUGUCCCUAUUCACAGCUCUUUUGAAGGAUUACGGAUGAAGAAAUGAUUUAAAAACUAGUAAAUCUUUCCCUUCUGUGACAAGGCAAGGUGCCUCCUGCCUGUCAAACAUGCAUCCUUAUGUACACGUUUGAAAGAAAGGCUGGCAGCGUUCAUGACGAGAUGACAGGGCACAAACAUGGCUAAAGUGAGACUUGCCAGUGACAUGAAAAAAAACCAACCACUAAGUUUCACUUUUUUAAGAUUUCCAAGUCCUCUCCUCACCUCUAACUUCCCGUGUCUUCGUGAAUUACCAUUACCGCUCCUCCAGGAGCUCACACUUCUCUUCCCUCCUGCCACAGACCUCUGGCUUUUCAUUCCCCUUCUCCCUGUCCCCAUCUCCUAGGCUGGCAUACCACAGCUCCUAUUUAUUUACUGCAGUCCUUCUCACCUCUCCUUUCAAACAUUUCUCCCCUUUUUAAAACACCUAUAACUCCACUUUCAAUUUAUUGUUUUUUCCACUUUCACUCCAUCUACAAACUUCUUUCAUCCUCUUUUUAACUUCAACAUUUUCUCCUCUGUUUCUGCGGUUCACAGUCUGCUGGUUUUUUCCUCUCCAGGCCAGCUCACGUUUUCUGUUCUGAGCUCCAGCCCAUCCCAUCCCUCGGCUCCUGCGUCCUGCCGAGACCCUGGGCACACUGCAAGCCUUCCACCAGUGUCACCCACCACCCGCGCCGCCUGGCCAAGCAAAGAUCUUGGCAGCAAUUCUUCAACACCCCUUGGUUUCUCAUGUCCGUUAAAGACUCCUUCACUGCCCUUACAAUUUAACAGGUUUAUAUAUAUAGUGCCCUCCCAGGAACUGUGAAAAUUCCAUGAAUCAAGUAAAUUGCUCAUGGAAAGAUGCUACCUGCAAUUAAAGCUAACGGACACACUCCAGCACUGUGGGAGGGGGAGAACAAAUAGAAAGAGUAAAGGUGCCAGGAUGAUGGUUUGGAAAUUACAGAGCUGUAAGCCUUAUGUCACUGCCAGGCGAGACAUAUGAAGUAAUAACUGAAAAAUAUUGAAGAGAACACAAUUCAAAAACUCAUUAAGUCUCCAUACACAACCCAAAGCCUCCAGCUUAUUGGGUACUUAAGACAGCAAGGAGUCAGAAAACAGCUUUAAACUUGGGGGGCGGGAAACACCCUAAACAAAGCCCACCCCAAAGGAGCUCGUAGUAAAGGAUGGUGCAAACGAAAAGAUACAGCUGUGUAGUAGGAACUGGUCAAGCCAAAAGGGGGGGGGGGGCGGGGGGAAUGGCAAGAGAAAUCCAGGCCAAACGCCGUCCUGGUUAAAACUGCUAUCAGCACGGGCAGGGGAGGCAGGCAGCGCGUUAUCAGCGCGUGCAAGCCGCAGAAGCUCCCCGCGCCGGUGAGGAUUGCGGGCAGGCGCCUGCCGAGGUUUGCCCCGGCGAGAGGAGCCGGCGGCACCGCCCGGCAGGAGCGGGGCAGGAGCGGGGCGGGGGCGGGCAGCCCGCGGCGGGGCGGUGGCACGGGGGCCGCCGUGCGGCGGGGCAGAGCCAGGCCCGCAGCCGCCGCCCGUCGCUCGCCGCAGCUGAGGCUCCCGCCGCGCUGCCCCGCGGCUCCGCUCCGCGCCCCAGGGGCCGGCUCGCACCACCGGCCGCCGCGGAGCCGGGCCCGGGGGGGGAGGCGGCCUGGCACAGGAGGCGGCGCCCGCUGCUACGGGGCCGCGGCGGCGGCUUCGGGCCCCGCACCGCUCUGCGCACACGCACCCCCCACACGAGGCGCGUGGCUGGGGGCGGGGGGCACGGGGGUCACGGGGCACCCUCCCCUCCCCUCCCCUCCCCUCCCCGCGGCGCGCGAGGCGCCGGAAGCGCGCGGGCGGGCCGCUCCCCGGCGGUUCCGGCAUGGAGGAGCGGCGGUACCGCUCGGCCUCGGGGGCGCCCAUCGCGCUGCGGCCCCGCCAGCACAGCGCCUCCUGCCGGGAGCUGGCGGUGCGCUGCCCGCGCCUGCAGCUCCGCUCGCUCAGCGCCGUCACCUCCGCCGUCUGGCUGGCGGCCUACGGGCUCUUCGUGCUCAGCGAGAACAGUAUGGUGCUUUCUGCUGCUAUCUUCAUCACGCUGAUUGGCCUGAUCAUAUACCUGCACUUUGUGAAAAUUGACCAGGAAUCCCUCUUGGUCAUCGGCUCACUUGGCAUUCAGGUGACUUCAUCCUAUGCUUCAGGGAAAGAGAGCACAACCUUCAUUGAGAUGAGUCAGGUGAAAGAUGUGGUUAUCAAUGAAGCCAUCCAUAUGCAAAAAGUUAUCUACUACCUGUGCAUCCUCCUCCAGGACCCGGGAGAUCCUCAGGGAGUAUCUGACGUAGUGCCACUCUUUCAGAGCUCCAAGCCACGUCUAGACUGCUUGAUAGAAGUGUACAAAAGUUGUCAAGAAAUCCUGGAGCAGAGGAAGACAGCUCCACAGCCAAGUGGAAUAAAAUAGUAAAAACAAAAUAAUCAAGGUAGCAAACCUGAACUUGCAGCAGGACUCGGAGAGACACAUGGAAAAGCAAGCAAAACUGCCCCAUGGCUUUCUUCCAGAUUAGAUGAGUAGAAGGUGGUGCAGCGGUACAGUGAUGUUAGGGCUAAAGGCCUGCACAGACUCACCAAGUUUUUACAGAAAAUGUCAGCUCAAGCACAGGAGUGAACCUUGAAAUCUCUGCUAUGAAGAAAGGUGAGCAGAACUUUUUAGAUUCAGACAGAAGAGGUUUUUCCUUGCCUCUCCAGAAAAGAGUUACGGGGAAAUAGGACAAAGAGAGGCAAGAAUGUGCAUCAAACAUUUACUCUUUUGUGGAUCUGAAAAUUACGCUAAAAUCAUAAUGCAACCUUGGCUGGACUGCCGAAAAUGUCUUCUUUUUGGUUUGUUUCUAUUUAAUCCUUUGUUUGAAGGAAGUGUAUACCACCCUCAAUACCGAAGCCGAUGUGUGGGCUGGGAUGGUAACUUCCUGAUCCACAGGAGAAUUUCAGAAAUAAAAUAACAGAAAAUUAAAAUACAUUGAUGCAUUCAAUUAUGUUUAAUGAAAUAAACAUAGGAGAGCAGACUUGGACCUCUUCAGCGAUCUGUUUGAAAGAGUCCCGUGGGGUGGGGCCCUAGAGGGAAGAGGGGUCCAAGAAAGCUGAAUGAUAGUCAAGGAUCGCCUCCUCUAAGCUCAAGAACAGUCCAUCCCAACGAGCAUGAGGUCAGACAGAAAUGCCAGGAAGCCUGCAUGGAUGAACAAGUUGCUCCUGGCAAAUCUUGAACACAGAAGGUGGAAGCAGGGUCAGGUAACCUGGGCGGAAUACACUGUCAGAGAUGCGGUUAGGAAAGCUAAAGCCCACCUGGAGCUGAAUCUGUUGAGGCAUUUGUCAAAGGCAACAAGAAGGACUUCUGUAAGUACCUAAGGAGCAAAAGGAAGCCUGGGACAAUGUAGACCCAUUGCUGAGUGGGGAGGGGCAUAGUGACCCAGGACGUGGAAAAGAUGUGGCAUGAAAAGGGCCACCACGUGCUCUGAGAACAUGAGGAAAAUUUGUUGAAAAUUGUGGUAAUUUUGUGAAUAAAGUUUUAUUGCUCUGUGCUCUUGGGAGUAA